AUGCCGCGUGAUCUACAGAAUUCGUUACUAUUUGAAGUGGCUACGGAGGUUGCCAACAGGGUUGGUGGUAUCUACAGCGUGUUGAAGUCGAAGGCGCCGGUGACGGUGGCUCAGUACAAGGACAAUUAUACUCUGAUCGGGCCUUUGAAUUUGGCGACAUACCAGGGCGAGGUGGAGCAGAUUGAUUGGAGUUCGAAAGAGGCGUUCGAUGAAGAUUUGAGGCCGAUUCAGAGCGUUCUGUUUUCGAUGCAGUCGCGUGGAGUGCGGUUUGUGUACGGGCGGUGGUUGAUCGAGGGUUCGCCCCGCGUGCUGCUGUUCGAGCUGGCGUCGGUGGCGGGAUAUCUGAACGAGUGGAAGGGCGAUCUUUGGUCGCUUGUGGGGAUUCCGUCGCCAGAGAAUGAUGUGGAGACCAACGACGCGAUCCUGUUGGGCUACACUGUAGCGUGGUUUCUGGGCGAGCUGGCGCAUACGGACCACCACCACGCGAUCAUCACGCACUGUCACGAGUGGCUGGCCGGGGUGGCUCUACCGCUGUGUCGCAAGAGACGUAUCGACGUGGUGACCAUCUUCACCACGCAUGCGACUUUGCUGGGGCGGUACCUCUGUGCAGCGGGUAACGUCGAUUUCUACAACAGCUUGUCAAGUAUUGAUGUGGACCAGGAGGCCGGGAAGCGUGGUAUCUACCACCGCUACUGCAUUGAGCGGGCGGCGGCUCACACUGCGGAUGUGUUCACUACGGUGUCGCAGAUCACCGCUCUGGAGGCGGAACAUCUGUUGAAGAGAAAACCGGACGGGAUCUUGCCAAACGGGUUGAACGUUGUCAAGUUUCAGGCGGUGCACGAGUUUCAGAACCUGCAUGCUAUCAAGAAGGAGAAGAUCAACGAGUUUGUGAGAGGCCAUUUCCAUGGCAGUCUGGACUUCGAUCUGGACAACACGCUGUAUUUCUUCACAGCGGGCAGAUACGAGUACAAGAAUAAGGGAGCCGAUAUGUUUAUCGAAGCUUUGGCCCGUCUGAACUAUAGGAUGAAAGUUUCGGGCUCGAAGAAAACGGUCGUGGCGUUCAUCAUCAUGCCUGCCAAGAACAAAUCUUUCACCGUGGAAGCGCUCAGAAGUCAGGCCGUUGUGAAAGCGCUGGAGAAUUCGGUCAAUGAAGUGACCAGCCUGAUCGGAAAGAGAAUCUUCGAGCGCGCCAUUAGGUAUCCUCAUAUGGGGAUGCAUUCCGAGAUCCCCACUGACCUUGAUGAAUUGCUGAAGAAUUCGGAUAAGGUGCUGCUGAAGAAACGUGUGCUAGCGUUGAGGAGACCUGAUGGCGAAUUGCCUCCCGUAGUCACCCAUAACAUGGUCGAUGACGCGAACGAUCCGAUCCUCAAUCAGAUCAGACAUGUCCAGUUAUUCAACCAUCCAAGCGAUCCGGUGAAGAUCAUUUUCCAUCCAGAGUUUUUGAGCGCCAACAAUCCAAUCUUGAGUUUAGACUAUGAUGAGUUUGUCCGUGGUUGCCACUUGGGUGUCUUCCCAUCGUAUUACGAGCCCUGGGGGUACACUCCUGCCGAAUGUACCGUCAUGAGUGUUCCUUCUAUCACAACCAAUUUGUCUGGUUUCGGAGCUUAUAUGGAAGACCUUAUUGAGACGGAUCAGGCCAAGGAUUAUGGUAUUUAUAUCGUGGAUCGCCGUUUCAAAUCCCCAGACGAGUCUGUCGAACAGCUAGUCGACAACAUGGAAGAAUUUGUCAAGAAGAACAGAAGACAGAGAAUUAACCAAAGAAACAGAACGGAAAGGUUAUCCGAUUUACUUGAUUGGAGACGAAUGGGGUUGGAAUACGUGAAGGCAAGGCAAUUGGCCUUGCGUAGGGCUUACCCAGAUCUUUUCAAGCAAUUGGUGGGCGAAGAAUUAAACGAUGCUAAUAUGGACGCUUUAGCUGGCGGUAAGAAACUAAAGAUUGCAAGACCUUUAAGUGUUCCCGGGUCCCCACGUGAACCAAGAUCCAAUAGUGCUGUUUACAUGACCCCUGGCGAUCUGGGUACUCUGCAAGACGCUAAUAAUGCAGACGAUUAUUUCAGGCUCGGUGCCGGCAAUGAUGACGACCAGGACUCAGACGGCGACAGCUGA
Torulaspora globosa is the source of this 2106-nucleotide messenger RNA. RefSeq lists its product as uncharacterized. Gene Ontology annotation, cellular component: cytoplasm. Gene Ontology annotation, biological process: glycogen biosynthetic process. The coding region runs from base 1 to 2106 and encodes 701 amino acids. The transcript has a single exon. Gene Ontology annotation, molecular function: alpha-1,4-glucan glucosyltransferase (UDP-glucose donor) activity. Lineage: Eukaryota; Fungi; Ascomycota; Saccharomycetes; Saccharomycetales; Saccharomycetaceae. The record is from RefSeq and is a predicted model, not a curated record.